AUGGAGGCAGUUUUUUUCACGCAGAAUUUUGCAAUCGAUGUGCAACCAAUCCUGAAACUUGAAUUCCCGUUUAGAAGAACAAAAAAAAGAAGUUAGUUAAAGGAAACCGGCAAAAUUCGCGGGAAACCCUCGAUAUCCGGUGAUUAAAAGGGGGCUUGUGAGUGUAUGACCACCGGCUACUGAGGGUAAAGCGUAACGAACACGCCUCGACUCAAGCCUUGAAGGCUGCCCUACUACGUACGGCAAUGGCCUCGAAAUUAAAUUAACAAAGUCCGUGUACACUACGUAGUUCUUUUCCAAUUCAUAUAUUUUUAAAAAAUCUUUCAAUUUUUUGGAAAUAUGUGAAGAACUGAUAAAUGUCACGUAUUUUUUCCCAUUUUUUAAAGUAGACAAGUAGGAGAAGUAAAAUGCUAGUAAUAGAAUAAUGCAAUGUAUGAGAUUACUUAGAAGAGUUAGCAUAUACGGGAAGCUUUGUAUGACGUUUAGUUGAUCAUUAUAGUAAAUUCAUUUUUUCUGAACUUACAUAUGCUAAGAAUAAUUAAUUUGGUAAUCUAUCUGAAUUAUUCGAAGGGCCAUUGAGAACGAACACAUUAUAAGACAAAUGACAAACUUUAGCUCAAUAAUAUCAAAUGCAAAUAUUAUUUUAGGAAAUUGAAAUGAGCCGAAUUAGAAAAACGCUGUAGUGCAAAAAGAUCAUCAUCAUAUUUUAUAUUACUAAAACAAAAAUUCGAUUUUAGCGAAGAAAACAUGUCCAAGGAAAGUUGGUACGUAGGCCGUAGUAGGGGAGUAUAUUAUAUAGUCUCUAAUACUGUGAUUGAAAUGCUUUUUAGGUGAAUAUUGCUUUUUAGGUGAAUAUUAGUUCACUAAACAUAGCAACUAUUUGAAUUAAUCUCAUUUUUUGUUAAAACACUAUUUUGAAAUAAUAUUGUGUGGUGGGAAUCGAAUAAUAUAUACGUGGGUCUGAAUCGAGAGGCAGUUAACGCAAAGAAAGAGAUUGAUCAACAAACGAGAUUCGUUUGGUAAUGAUGAUAAGCCUAAGGUUAUGACCACAAAUUAAGUCAAUAUUCCAUCUCCAAGGGGAAAACGUCUAUAUUCAUUCUCUAAUCAAAAUAUGAUAAAAAUAUAUAUUUUACGAGCCAUUAAUAUAGUAAUAUUUCUAUUAUUUUCACAAUUUUUAUAUACGUUAUAAUCCAUAUUUCAAAUCCCUGGUGUCACCCAAAAUGAAUGGGUGCAUCAUCAUGCAUGUAAUGGUCAAGUUAUUACUUCUGUUCUUCAUUUUCUAACUGAUUAGACUAAUCGCAAUAAUAUACUUGUUCAUAACUAAUUAUAUGUGGCUGAAACCACAUAAAACGUUAUUGGAGAUUAAUCUCUAAACAAGUCGUGAGAGUCUAGGAAGCAAAGAAAUAAAGGAUCCAUGGUAUAUUUACAGAUCAAAAUGAAAACAAGAAUACAAAUAACUUGGUUACUACUUCUUCAGAUUUUUUUAAAGACUACAAACAACAGAUCCUUCCUUUCUUGAAGGAAACAAACAGGUGGAGCUACUUCAAUCCUCAUGUUGAUUCCUUCUCUCUCUCUCUCUCUCUCUAUUGAAUCACAA
Brassica rapa (field mustard) is the source of this 1597-nucleotide messenger RNA. RefSeq lists its product as uncharacterized. The record is from RefSeq and is a predicted model, not a curated record. Lineage: Eukaryota; Viridiplantae; Streptophyta; Magnoliopsida; Brassicales; Brassicaceae.